This is a messenger RNA of Gongylonema pulchrum, 501 nucleotides long. The record is from the annotation of a GenBank genome assembly. Lineage: Eukaryota; Metazoa; Nematoda; Chromadorea; Rhabditida; Gongylonematidae.
AAAGACGAACUUAUUGCCGUGAUUCGUGAGCAUCACUGUGUGCUGCCGGAAUCUCUUCGUCAGACGCUGGAUGUGGAUAUGUCCAGCACACAGCAGUAUGCACCUCGUGGUGCGCCAACUUCGGUGUCCGUCCCCACUACUGAAAUCGGUCCGUAUCCACAGCCACCGUUACCAUCACCGCAAGCAAUGGUUCGCCGAAAACGACCGGCCAGUGAGAUGAUACCCGAGUUAAGGCAUCCGCCGCAGUCCUGUGCGCCCCCGGCGACACUGAGCACUGGUUGCCAAGCAAAUAUCAUUACUUUAGCAAAACCUGCCACAAUGCAGGUGAAGCAGGAACCAACGCUGUUUGAUGUGAAUGGCCGUGACUUGUCGGAUGAAGAUAUCAAACGACCCACAUCUCUACCGUUCUUGGAAAAUGCAACAAGGACUACAACGUACAGCUCCGGCGCGCUGAGUAGCUCUGGUAUACCAAUCACGACACCAUCUAAUCUGAUCGCAGGA